UUUGGCUCGGAGGAUGUUUCGACAAAGUUGGGGCGGCGACAAGGCCAGGAUCCACACGGACGUCGGCAAGGAGCAUGGCCGCGAGGAGGACGACCCGUCGACCAGCUACACCCUCGUGGAGGACGACAGCGGCCCUGUCAGUAGAAGCAGAAGUGGCGACUUGCGGAGGGCAGGCAGCAGCAUGCCCAUGCUCGAAUCGACAUCGUUCCGCAACAUUCCGCUCAUGCAAGACCGACACUCGAAUCGGGUCGUGCCACUCGUAGAUGCUCUCUCGCCGCCUGUGCGAGAUGUCCAUGACCACACGACGCGGCAGGUCUCGGAGCCAGGACCGCCGCCAUCGUCGUCAGUUCCCUCCCUCGACAGCUCGUUCCAGUUUCCAAAGGUCAAGACAUCCAGACCCGAACAUCAGCGCAUGUCCGUGCCACCGGUAGUUUCCUCACCAAUAGCAUCAGGUGGCACCAUGAGUCCCAGUACCCCAUCCCCGUCAUCAUACCCGGCGUCCACGCUAGUGAUUGCCUACCAACCGCUGAAUCGAAGUGUCUAGUCCAGUCAUUCGAGUCCACAUCCUCCAGCAGACUCCAAAGCGUAUUUAUCUGCCACGUCAUAUGUAAACUCUACUGCCAGUCAACCCCACCUACACGUAGUCUCGUACUACCAGCAACCUUGCAACUAUGACUUACUUGACCAUAUCAUUGUGCAUUUCACCCAAAAUAUAUAUAUUUGGAC
Molecule: messenger RNA, 726 nt
Organism: Aphanomyces astaci
Lineage: Eukaryota; Oomycota; Saprolegniomycetes; Saprolegniales; Verrucalvaceae
Exons: 1
Coding region: 14-544 (176 amino acids)
Source: RefSeq, a predicted model, not a curated record